GCGUACUGCCUGUGACAGAGAGCACAUUGGCCGCUAGGACUGAAGCUCUGGGUAGUAUACGGCUCUGCACCGACUAGCAUUUCAGUAAUAACUAGAGACACACAUGGGGGUCUACGAGCAGCCUAAUGAGGAGAGAGCAGACAGCCUUUGAUCCCUGGCAGCUUUAUCUCAGCAGCAGCAGCCCUCCCUCAUUAUUCCUCUCCAAACACGCCGAGACUACUCAGAUCAAAGUUCCCUUCCGUCCCUGUAUCUGCAGGUACUCGCCUGGGACCAGCCCCCCUCCCAGCGAGUCACCGCCUGUGCCCCCGCUUCCUCCCAGCUACACACGCACACACACAGCAGUGCCGGCGGUGCCCCGGCCGAGCCACGGCAGCAGCACUCACCCCCGGAGUGCGCUGGGCGCUGCUGAGAAGCACGGAGUGUGCGGGGCGGGCGCCGCUCUCACUGAUCUCCGUCCUCGAACUUUGAUCACGAGCACUAAACUCUCCUCCCGGCUAAAGCUCAAUUACAGGAGGCAAAGGGCAAUAGCUGGUGCACCCGGCAUGGACGAGAGCGUCUGUCUGAGCUGCUGGCCACACUGAAGGGAGAGAGACUCCAGAUGGAGAUCCUGUUUUAUUGUGAGACGGUUUCAUUCAGAAUCUGGCCAACAUCAUGUUCUAUCUAUGGAGGUCUUACAGCUGUGUUCUUGGACAUUUGUGAUGGACCCUGAAUUAUGUUCCACACUCUUAUACCAGUUCUAUCGAGCAUCAACUUGUUCCAGGAGCAAAAGACACAGAUAAUCAAUACAGAUGCCAGAGAACAGUAGGGCUCACUUGGGCCCUAAAGUACCACGAUGUACAAGUGAAAAGGAAGGUCUCUUCUAUGAGACAUACUACCGUCUACGUCAACAGUAUCCAGUAAUCCUGCUCCUGCUGCUCAUCGUUCUGGCAACAUGCUGUGCGCUUAUAGCCGUCACCUUCGGCACUGGCCGGACCUUCUUGAACAACGUGGGAUUCCUAGUGACUAUUUUCUGUGCGUUGGGAGUCUUCACAAUACUCUUCAUUCUGGUGUGCAUAGAAACCGUGCUGCAGAAGGGUAUGCAGUUGUUGGCAGUCGUUAUCUGGGGCUGCUUGGUGGCUAUGGGCUAUGCAUUCAUAUUCACCAGCAGCAUUGUCACUCCAUGGGACCAGGUUUAUUGGACGCUGUUUGUGAUUAUUAGCCUGUAUACCAUGCUACCGUUAUGCAUGAAUGGGGCCAUCUUUGCUGGGCUUAGCUGUUUGGUAUCACAUAUCAUCGUACUUAGUGUCUACGUGUCUUCAUCAAGUCAUCCGCUUGCAGGAGAUUUUGCCUUGCAGAUUAUAGCAGAUGUGGUCAUCUUGCUGUGCGGAAACGUGGUUGGAGGUUAUCACAAGCGUGUCACAGAGAGUGCAUUAAAGGACACCUACCAUGAGGCCAUCAACUUUAUUCAUUCUCGCCGAAAGCUGGACUCCCAGGAGAGACAACAGGAGCAGUUGUUGCUUUCAAUCCUGCCACAGUAUAUUGCAACGGAGAUGAAAGAAGAGAUAAUAGAAAGGCUGAAGGAGAAGAGGCCGCAUCCAGAAAAUACCAAUAACUUCCACAAUCUUUACAUCAAGAGGCACAAAGAUGUAAGCAUCCUCUACGCGGACAUCGUAGGAUUCACAUUGCUUUCCAGUGAGUGCUCCCCCAAGGAGUUGGUCCUCAUGUUAAAUGAGCUUUUUGGGAAGUUUGACCAGAUAGCAAAGGAAAAUAACUGCAUGCGCAUCAAGAUAUUGGGUGACUGCUAUUACUGUGUGUCAGGGUUACCGGAAUGCUUGCCGGACCAUGCCAAGAACUGUGUUCAGAUGGGGUUAGACAUGUGCCAAGCUAUCCGGAAAUUGCGCAAGGCCACAGGUGUAGAUAUUAAUAUGCGCGUUGGAGUGCAUUCAGGAAAUGUGCUGUGCGGGGUCAUCGGACUCCAGAAAUGGCAGUAUGAUGUCUGGUCACAUGAUGUAACUCUGGCCAAUCACAUGGAAGCAGGGGGGGUCCCAGGGAGAGUACACAUCACAGAUGCCACUCUGUCACACCUUGGAGGUGAAUAUGAGGUAGAAGAUGUAACAUAUACACAGAGAGAUCCCUUUCUUAAAGAGAAUAACAUAAAAACAUAUCUGGUUAUCGACCCCAGGGCUACUGCCGACAGCGAGGAGGAUGACAUACUGCCAACAAAGUCUGCCGAGGUCACCAAGACAAGAGCAUCUGUUCGUAUGACGCGCUAUCUGGAAUCUUGGGGGGCUGCUAAGCCAUUUGCUCAUCUAAACCACAGAGACAGCCUAAUACCAGAAACCCUCAGCACUUCCCGCAUUACGGAUCUCCCAAUGUCUUCUAUACCUCCAACCCGGGGGAACGACAAGUCUCGUUCACCUAAAGAGACAAACGAGCCAGUAAAUGAGAACAUCUUUAAUAUCCUGGAGGAGCUCAACUCCCAAAGGCAGUGGAAAAAAUCUGAUGACUUUAACCGGGUCACUCUCUAUUUCAACCAGCAAGCCAUAGAGAAAGAGUACCGACUUUCUGACCUACCAUCCUUCAAGUUUUACACUGCCUGCUGCUUCUUCAUCUUUACCUGUAACUUCAUAGUCCAGAUGUUGGUGUCUCCCAAGAACACAGCCCUUGGCAUCUCCUAUGGCAUCUCAUUCUUCUUGUUCCUGCUCUUCCUCUUUGCCUGCUUUGCUGGGCAUCUGUCGAAAUGUAUCCUGAAAGGACCUCAAGUCUUGCACUGGGUUCCCUCUCUCUCCUCUGCCAUCUCCAGCCGGCCCUGGUUUAGAGUGCCCUUUGGAAUCUUGACAAUUCUUACUGUGCUAUUCAUGGCAGUAUUCAAUUUGUUUUUUCUAUCAGAUAACUCGUGUCCAGUGAAUACAUCUGUAACUCCAUCUCCAGUGCUAUACAGCCUUCCGUACUACAUGUAUUGCUGUAUUCUGGGGCUUCUGGCUUGCUCUGCCUUCCUGCUCAUGAACUUUGAAGUGAAGCUGAUUCUACUGAGCAUUGCCCUGGUGAUAUAUAAUAUAAUCUUCUUGUACACUCACAGCUGGCUGUCUGACUGUUACAUGGACUGGCUCUCUGUAAACCAGAACAUUUCCAGUGCUGGAGUCCUGAAAGAGCCGAAAAUCAUGGGCAGUAUUGCUUUGUUCAUCUUCUUCUUCACUCUGCUGGCACUGGCCAGACAGAAUGAAUUUUACUGUCGCCUUGACUUUCUAUGGAAAAGGAAGUUUAAGAUGGAGCGUGAGCGUAUUGAAACCAUGGAGAACCUGAAUAGAGUUCUGCUAGAAAACGUCCUUCCAGCUGAUGUAGCGCAGCAGUUCAUCGGACAGAACCUUAGGAAUGAGGACCUGUAUUACCAGUCAUAUGACUGUGUCUGUGUCAUGUUUGCAUCAAUACCUGACUUUAAAGAAUUUUACACAGAAUGCGAUGAAAACCACGAGGGCCUGGAGUGUCUGCGUCUUCUUAAUGAGAUCAUAGCAGACUUUGAUGAGCUACUUUCAAAACCAAAGUUCAGCAGUGUAGAGAAAAUUAAGACAAUCGGCAGUGCAUAUAUGGCAGCAACAGGGCUAAAUCCCACAUCAGGCCAAGAAAACCCACAGGAUGGAGAUAGGAAUUAUAAUCACAUCGGCAUCAUGGUGGAAUUUGCAUCAGCAUUGAUAGGAAAAUUGGAUUUGAUCAAUAAGCAUUCCUUUAACAACUUCAAACUCCGUGUGGGUAUUAAUCAUGGACCUGUGGUGGCCGGAGUUAUAGGAGCCCAAAAGCCACAAUAUGACAUCUGGGGUAACACUGUAAAUGUGGCAAGUCGCAUGGACAGCACUGGCAUACUAGGGAAAAUUCAGGUCACUGAAGAAACCAGCAAAGUGCUUCAGAAGUUGGGAUAUACCUGUGAACGGCGAGGGGUCAUUAAGGUCAAGGGCAAAGGUCAACUCUGCACCUAUUUCGUUUCAACUGAUAUGGCACGUUCCAGUUCCCAGGGAAAUGUUCUGAAUUAGGGUUUGGAAUGGCAGCCGCACUGUACACAGGCAAUUUCUUAGGGCAAGAACACUUAACAGAAUGUCUAAAGAUUAUAUCUCAGUCUCAACUGACAGAGGACAAAGCAAUAGCUGAACUGAACACACUCUAGUUGUAGACUUUAUCUGAAAACUUCUAGUACAUUCAUGACAAGACAAUGCUAUCGGGAAAUAUGGUUAGGCAUGGACAAGUGAGGCCAGCUACAAACCAGGAUGGACGAAUAAGACAAAAUUACUCUGAGAAUGUGUGAAACUGAGCUGAAGGACUGCCACACAGCACACAAUGAGAAUCUCUAGACCUCCGGAUGUAUUCCUGAAAUUACAAAAACAACUUGGUUGCAUAGUACCAUAUAUACUGUUGUACAGUAAAUGCAAUUCAGUUAGCAGCUCGAGACCUGCCACAGCACAGCGUCAUGCCUCCCCCCAGUGGGGACUGCGUGUACUGUUGCUUAAAAUAAAUCUUAUGUAUUCAGUCUGUGAUUCAAUUCACGCAUAGGAAAAUAACUGGCAAUGUAAAAGUAAUAGUGAGCGAGCUGGGACUGGCCCACAGAGGAGGGGGAAAGUGUUCUCUGUACUGUAGCACUGCUCAGUACAGCACUACACAUACUGUAAUGUAAAUAGAUAUAUUUAUACACAGCAGCAUCAAUCCCAUGGUAUUUAUUCAUCACAAUAAACUAUUGUUAAUAAAACCUACUUUUGUAUUUUUGGAGACACGACAAAGAACAAACAUGAAUAAACAUACUCUGUUAUUUAAGAGACAAAAACACAUUACGGCAAUUUGUCACUCAAAACUGUUGUGACUAAUGCAAAUAACAGUAUUAAGAGACAUUUUCCCCUGUAAGCAUACAUAAUUUAGCAUUAAUUUAUUAUGUGUCCACAUAUACUCAAUAAAUAAGGCCUACCCACAUCCAGUACUCAUUUCACAGGAAAAUGCCAGAUAUAUACCGAAGGAUCUUCUCAUUUGUUUACAGUGCAUUGUUGGUAUAGAAAACUAUUUACAAUAAAGACAUUUAUUUUACUGA
Messenger RNA from Pseudophryne corroboree (corroboree frog), 5044 nucleotides. RefSeq names its product adenylate cyclase 4 (gene ADCY4). Gene Ontology annotation, cellular component: plasma membrane. Gene Ontology annotation, molecular function: adenylate cyclase activity. Lineage: Eukaryota; Metazoa; Chordata; Amphibia; Anura; Myobatrachidae. The record is from RefSeq and is a predicted model, not a curated record. The coding region runs from base 789 to 4004 and encodes 1071 amino acids. Gene Ontology annotation, biological process: intracellular signal transduction; adenylate cyclase-inhibiting G protein-coupled receptor signaling pathway; cAMP biosynthetic process. The transcript has 26 exons.